Messenger RNA from Mastomys coucha (southern multimammate mouse), 1513 nucleotides. It is a transcript of the gene Evi2a, whose product is annotated as ecotropic viral integration site 2A. The record is from RefSeq and is a predicted model, not a curated record. Gene Ontology annotation, cellular component: membrane. The transcript is spliced from 2 exons. Lineage: Eukaryota; Metazoa; Chordata; Mammalia; Rodentia; Muridae. Bases 268 to 936 code for a protein of 222 amino acids.
UUGUCAUCCCAUUGCCAACUGGACAACUCAGUCUUUGCUUUUCCCCGUGACAUGUAUUUGAGUUGCAGCGGAAAGGAAAUGUGUCAUCUGUGGUUUGGUUUUAAAAGUGGAAAGCUAGCUGUACAUAUCCUCUUAAAAAACCCCUGCAGAUUUAAGUUUCAUAGUUUCCAAACUAUUCUACUUAAAAUAAGAAGAGAAGAACAGAAGUGGCUUAUUAAAUAAAGGUUGGGACAGAGCGGUCUGGAAGAUACCAGUGUACCUGUAGGCAUGGAGCACACAGGACAGUACCUGCAUAUUGUUUUCCUGAUGACAACAGUGUGGUCCUCGUCUCCUGGAACAAAAGCAAACUCUACACAUCUGUGGGCUAACAGUAUCACUGCCUCAGAUUCCAUUAAUCCACAUAGCUCAAGCAGACAUCCGAGUGAGAAGAACACAAACCUUGUCACUCCUGCAGUGGGUCAAAAGGUGAGUGACACAGACAAACCUGCGUCAUCUCCCACUGUGCCUUCAGCUCCUACAUCUACACCCAAGUCCUCCACGCCCCAUGCGUUCAGAAACAGUUCUCCAACAGCAGAGAUCAAAAGCCAGGGGGAAACUUUUAAAAAAGAAGUCUGUGAGGAGACCACCAGCAACACGGCCAUGCUAAUUUGCUUAAUUGUAAUUGCAGUGCUUUUCCUUAUCUGUACCUUUCUAUUUCUAUCAACUGUGGUUCUGGCCAACAAAGUCUCAUCUCUCAGAAGGUCAAAACAAGUAGGCAAGCGCCAGCCUCGAAGCAACGGUGACUUUCUGGCAAGCAGUGGGCUCUGGACUGCUGAAUCGGACACUUGGAAAAGAGCGAAGGAGCUCACAGGCCCCAACCUCCUGAUGCAAUCUACUGGUGUGCUUACAGCUGCCAGGGAAAGGAAGCAUGAAGAAGGAACUGAAAAACUCAACUAGGCCAUGGUUUGGAAAGGGAAAUGCAAAGCAGCAAUGAGGAAGGCUGAGUUAAAAAUAAAGCUGGCUGGUGGUAUUUCACAUCCGUGUUUGCUCAGAUGAUCAAAAGUCUGACAUGCUGUUUGUUUAGCAUCAAACAGACCAGAAAGGGAGAUGUAUGUCUGGUCAAGUUUUAUUUCUGUUUCAUACUUCAUAUUUUUAAGAAAGUAAAUAAAACAACAGCAGCUGAAGAAACUAAUAGAACUAACAUGAGGUAACUAAAUACUCCUGUUGAGCAGUGAUGACCUCUGUCUGAAUAUACUUGAACCUGGAAGAGUUCUAUUAAGCUCUUAGAGCCAAGCAGAUGCUACAAUGCCCAGCAGAACUCAAAUUUCUAACGUGUAGAAUUCAACUGUGUAAUGCAAUGGUACAUUCUCACCGGAUAAGACAGAGCCCGUAACAGUUGGUAUCUUAGCACAGCUAAUGUUAGGCUACAUCUCUUUACCUUUACAUACAGCACAAGACAAAAGUGCUUUUCUACUACACAUAACACAUUAAAACUUAAUUUUAUACAAUAAACAAAAACAGACUUUAGAACAAA